Pestalotiopsis fici W106-1 is the source of this 1662-nucleotide messenger RNA. RefSeq lists its product as uncharacterized. The record is from RefSeq and is a predicted model, not a curated record. Gene Ontology annotation, cellular component: fungal-type vacuole lumen. Bases 1 to 1662 code for a protein of 553 amino acids. Gene Ontology annotation, molecular function: metallocarboxypeptidase activity. The transcript is spliced from 4 exons. Lineage: Eukaryota; Fungi; Ascomycota; Sordariomycetes; Amphisphaeriales; Sporocadaceae.
AUGCUUUGGUCAAAGUUGACCACGGCGGCCGGGUUGCCGGUCGUCCUAUCGGCGGCAACCGGACGGCCGUUCCUUGCCACCAACGGAGGACAACAAGUUUUGGGGCAGGUCGAGUCACAGGACUUUCAGUGCGAACUGCCCAAAGUCUUGGACCCUUCUGCAGAUGGUCUGCCGUCGGCGCAGGAACUGUUUGACAAUGAGAAGGCCCUCUUGAAGCAGGUCGAGCGCCAUGGCACUCUUGUCAAGGUGCCGUCUGUUUCAUAUGAUGACAAUGGUGAACCCGGUGAAGACCCCAGAUGGGACAUCUUCUACACUCUCCACGAUACAUUGAAAGAGCUGUAUCCUACUGUCCACGCGCGGAUGACCCGUGAAACUGUCAACACCUUUGGCUUGGUCUUCACCAUCAAAGGCACAGACUCAUCUCUGAAGCCCAUCAUGUUGACGGCCCACCAAGAUGUCGUGCCUGUGCAAGACGCAUCGAGCUGGAAGUACCCGCCCUUCUCGGCCCAUUUCGAUGGACGCUGGUUGUGGGGAAGAGGUUCAUCAGAUGACAAGAACAGUCUCUCUGCCAUCUUCUCGGCCCUCGAGACACUUCUGUCAAACUCAGAGUGGGUCCCUAAGCGAACUAUCCUUGUGGCUCUCGGAUUUGAUGAAGAGUCUGGAACCCGUGGUGCUGGUACCAUUGGACCUUUCCUCGAGGAACGGUAUGGAGAGCAAUCCAUGGCCAUCAUCUUGGAUGAGGGCGGCAUGGGCCUUGAGCUGUUGGAGGACAAGGUUCUCUACGCUCUGCCCGCCGUGACAGAGAAGGGACACAUUGAUGUUUGGCUGGAUCUCAAGGUGAAUGGAGGUCACUCGUCCAUUCCUCUGCCUCACACUGGUAUUGGUAUCAUGUCCGAGAUUGUCGUUGAGCUCGAGGCCAAUCCUUACCAGCCCAAGCUGAUCAAGGAUUCGCCAAUCUACAACCACUUGGUCUGCCAGGCCAGGUACUCUCCGAAUGCAGAACCCGAAGUCACCAAGCUGAUCAAGUCUGGCGACCUCGACACUCUUGCCCAAGAAUUGGCUACCGUCGACCGCUUCACUCAAUUCCGUAUUCAGACAUCUCAGUCAGUUGACUUGAUCAACGCCGGCCUCAAGAUCAACGCCAUGCCCGAGAAGGUCAAGCUCGGCGUCAACUACCGCGUGGCGCCGCACAACACGGCCGACGAGAUCAAGAAGAAGGUCCUGAGCCUCGCCAAGCCCAUUGCCGCAAAGUACGGCGUCGCCAUUGAGGCGUACAAGGGCGAGGCGGCCUUUGAAGAGUUCCACCCGGCCUAUGAUGUCGACUACAACGGAACCCUCACCAUCACGGCCAAGCAGGGUACUGACAAUGCGCCCAUCUCGCUCACCUCUGGUGCCGUGUGGGAUGUCUUUUCGGGUACCAUCCAGCACACUUUUGCCUUUCCCGACGGCACAGUCGUCCCGGUUGGUGAAUUGAUGACCGGAAACACUGACACAAGAUACUACCUGAAAUUGUCCGACAAUGUCUACCGCUGGGUACCGACGCGCAAGGAUGGAUCCCAGAAUAUCCACACUGUUGAUGAGGCCAUCGACAUGUACUCGCAUGUGGAGGCUCUGAAGUUCUAUUACGAUUUGAUCCGAAACUUUGACCAGUCUAAUGCUUAA